This is a messenger RNA of Camelina sativa (false flax), 404 nucleotides long. NCBI's taxonomy places the organism in Eukaryota, Viridiplantae, Streptophyta, Magnoliopsida, Brassicales, Brassicaceae. The record is from RefSeq and is a predicted model, not a curated record.
UUCUAGAAAUUGACCAGACUAUGGAGAAACCAAAAAUGGAGGAUAUUGAGCGUAUUGGCAACUGCAAGUAUUGCAACAAGAAGGAUGAUGGCCCCACGUGUAUUCAUUGCGAGCUAGAUGAACUAUUCCAGGAAUACGAGGCUAGGCUAUUUCGUUUUAACAAAUCUCGUAGGGGAUUAAUGGAACUUGCAGCUGCUGAAGAGACAGUACAUUUGCAGAAGAAGAGAUCUGCCCUUAAUCUUUUCUUUAUUGGUUUGUCAUCAAAGAAUAAGGAUUCAAAUGCACCGCAUGGUGACAAUGAGGAGCCCACCAAAAGAAAUGCUGGUGACGCUGUGUUCGUAAGUUACUUGAUCUUUAAAUUCAUUACUGACAAGAAAGCAUAACCACAUUUAUGUUUGGCCUUC